This is a messenger RNA of Dothidotthia symphoricarpi CBS 119687, 446 nucleotides long. RefSeq lists its product as uncharacterized. Bases 85 to 315 code for a protein of 76 amino acids. The transcript has a single exon. The record is from RefSeq and is a predicted model, not a curated record. Lineage: Eukaryota; Fungi; Ascomycota; Dothideomycetes; Pleosporales; Dothidotthiaceae.
UUGUUGGUGGGCUGCUUGUCUUUUUGCGAGGGGGUUGGAUGGGUUGGGUUAGAUUGCGUGAGGAAGUAAGUAAGUGUAGAUGAGAUGUGGUGUGCAUGGAGUGGGUGUAUUCGCAUUGUUUGUACCAUGGGCAUGGCGUGGCGUGGCAUGGAUUGGUGUUUGCAUUUUCGCGGUUACAUUCUUCGUUUCCUUCUUCUCCCUAGAUUAAUGCACCGAGCCAUUUUUUUCGUCGUCGCGUUCUUUGUUUCUUGCACUCUUUUCCUUCCUACCCACUCUACUAUUCAUCUGGUUCGAUCUGUAAGUCCUCUUUAUUGAUCAUCGCGUAAUUCACAAACAGCCACGGCAUACCAUAGUGUAGUUCGGGUACUUUUUCCUUGUACCUACCCUAUUACCUGCUCGUCAUCUUACUUACCCUUUGAUCUGGUUUUUUCGCCGCUGAGUACGGA